AUGAAUCGAUUAUUACUCAUCGCUUUUCUGCUAAUAUUCUCCCAAUAUUCCAGCAAAGCACAUUCUACUCAAGGCCCUUCUCCGCCUCCAUCCGAAGCCGCCAGCCACGCGCCGUCCCCGGCCGCCCAUUCUCCGGCACCUUCAAAGGCCGUCGCCGGCGCGCCGUCCCCGGUCAACUCAAAAGGCGAGACCCACGCGCUGAGUCCGUCCACCUCACCGCCACCUAGCAAUACCAGCCCGCCUGCUCCACCGUCGCUAUCUCCCCCAACCGCUUAUCCACCGCUUCCGAGCCCAUCACGUCCGUUGAGGAGCAACGCUACCGUGUUAACACCUUCGCCGGCGCCGUCUAGUGCCCCAGCACCUGCUGCUGGCCUACCUUCGUCCCAUAGUAGUUCGCCCGCGGGUUCGACUCAUCGUGGCCCCGUCAUUAUCGAUUACUCCUCCGCCAACUCUUUGUACGCCGCCGCCUCUCUCCUUCUUACCGCCAUCGCUCUAUCGGCCUUAUAA
This is a messenger RNA of Salvia hispanica, 507 nucleotides long. Lineage: Eukaryota; Viridiplantae; Streptophyta; Magnoliopsida; Lamiales; Lamiaceae. The record is from RefSeq and is a predicted model, not a curated record.